This is a messenger RNA of Hyposmocoma kahamanoa, 3200 nucleotides long. RefSeq names its product GTPase-activating Rap/Ran-GAP domain-like protein 3. Gene Ontology annotation, cellular component: cytoplasm. Bases 1 to 2967 code for a protein of 988 amino acids. Lineage: Eukaryota; Metazoa; Arthropoda; Insecta; Lepidoptera; Cosmopterigidae. Gene Ontology annotation, molecular function: GTPase activator activity. The transcript has 24 exons. The record is from RefSeq and is a predicted model, not a curated record. Gene Ontology annotation, biological process: activation of GTPase activity; regulation of small GTPase mediated signal transduction.
AUGCAUCGAUUCGCUCUCUUCCGCAAAGAGCAAGUAGCGGCUGAAAUUUUACUCGGAUGGAUUCCAUUGAAAAUUGCUGCAAGUCAGUCGAGUGGGUUGCACGGAGUUGCGGGCCUCCGCCCUCCAAGCUUGAAGACCGAGGGCAGAAGUGCAGAAACAGAGCGCAGCGGGUUCGGCACGGAGGCGGAGAAUGGAGAGGCUCUCGCAGAAACAACGCUGUCGGGCACAGCAGGCGAGGCGGGCGCGCUUGACGCUGUCGCCAGGCGGUACCGCCUGGAGAAUGGAAACUCGCUCGGGGAAAAGGAUGAGCUUUUCGGGCCCCCGAGUGCACCGGUGCUUGAAAAUCCCGAGUUCCAAACGAGAUGGUACUUCAAAUAUUUUCUCGGAAAAAUGCAUCAGAACUACAUAGGAGUGGACGGGGCGCGGGAACCUUAUCUGCUGAGUGUCGUGCAGGAAGGGGGUGCCGGCCUUUUACGAGCCAUACUCUUCAACAAGAUGGGCGCACACAAAAUUUACUUACCUCCGAGCGCAUGGAGCAGCGGAAGCGGGCAGGCACCAACCAGACCCACAGUGAAACAGAUCCUGGCACAAUUCCCGUCCAUGGAAAGGGUAGAUAAAGUUCCUAGAGAAAUUACGUGUGCCGAGCUUCAAAAGGAUAUCCUAUUACUUGAAGAGCAAGAGGGGUCCGUAAACUUCAAGAUUGGUAUAAUGUUGAUGAAACCCGGGCAGAAGACUGACGACGAAAUGCUUUCUAACGAGAAAGGCGACGAGAAAUGGGACCGAUUUGUUUCACUUUUGGGAGACAAGAUUCGAUUAAGAAGCUGGAACCGCUUUCGAGGCGGCCUCGACGUUAAAGGUGACAUGACUGGCAGCCAUUCAAUCUACACGAUGCACCAAGGGCAUGAGAUUAUGUUCCACGUCUCUACAAUGCUGCCUUUCUCCAAGGAUAAUAAGCAACAGUUGGAAAGGAAACGACAUAUCGGCAAUGAUAUUGUCAACAUCGUAUUCACCGAAGACUCGGUCCACAACACCUUCAACCCGCUGUGUGUCAAGAGUCACUUCACUCACAUAUUCGCAGUGGUCUCGGAGGUGGAAGGUGAAGGUUAUCGAUUAAGCGUGUAUAGCGAUGACACGGUACCACCUUUCGGGCCAUCACUGCCGUGUCCGCCGGUGUUCAACGACCCACAACUUUUUAGGGAAUUUUUAUUAGUAAAACUAAUGAAUGGCGAGAAGGCAGCCUUUCAAACGCCAACUUUCGCUUUGAAAAGACAAAGAACUUUGGACACGCUAAUUAGAGACAUUUAUGCUGAACACUGCUCCGAUCAUAAGGUGCCUAUGCUAUCGCGGCGAGCGCUAUCAGAUGUAUGGUCUGGUGGUGCUGGAGCCAGCGGCGCGGGCGCAGCAAGAACAGAACGGUUCUUACACGUAGGACAAGCGUUAAAAUUAGACGCUGUAUUGAGAGGAGACGCGCCCACGAGUCUCGUAUCUACUGGUCAGAUUACAACCGGGUCAGGAGGUUCACGAAGAGCGCCCUGGGAAGGUCGCGUGUGGAGGUCAGCCCCGUUGCCUGCGACUCCGAUUUGUGCAGAACAGCUGGCUGAAGGCCGGUUGCUGCUCUCCACCACUUCUAAUACUUACAUUCUAGAAGAGAGUGGCACGACAAAAGUGGUUCUACGUUGGGAAGGAUGUGUACGCACAGCUCGGGUGACUGAACGCGCAGGCCUAUUCCGCGUGGGCGCCAGAGUCGUAGGCAGUGGAUCAACGAGUGGCGGCGCGGGAGGUGCGGGUGUAUACGCACUGCCAGUGCAAGAAUUAUGCGCAGGAGCCUGGGCCAUGAGACCACUGCAGGAUUGCAAGCACGCGCGAUUACCGAGGACGAAAACUGCUCAUUACUUCGAUGUAUUAGAACAAGGUGAAGGCGGUAAGACUACUCUAGCAGUAGCAGUUGGUAGAAGGGUCCUAUUGAUGAUCGAAGAAUCAAAGACUGAUGGCGAAAUGGGAUUCGAAUAUACACAUAUCAAGGAUAUACAACUAUGUGAAUCACCAGUACUGAUUAAGCUAAUAGAUUUCGAAGUAGGAAUAAUGGUGGUGGGGUAUAAACAUCAUUGGGAAGUUUUAGAAUCUAGUAACGGACAGGCAAUAAAGAGAGUCGAUAGUUCAGACGACACAGGCCCCCGACGAGGAACUCUUGUUAAUGCAUUACGGAUCGGAGACGAGAGGGACGGGCAAAUUGUACUCUGCUACAAUCAUACAUGCCAUUUUGAAAGACUAACAAGCAAAGGGCUGGAAAGCGACGGAGAGUACGAUUUCCACUGGACAACUGUUCCAGCAGCGAUAGUAUGCGCUUUUCCAUACAUAAUGGCAUUCGCAGAAGAUCUUCUGGAAAUACGAUUGGUUGCAAACGGAUCUUUGGUGCAUGCAGCUUGCAUACCAGGCCUAAAACUGUUAUGCGGGAGUAGAGACAUCUUCUACGUGGCGUGUGCACCGGAAUACGUACCUCUGACUAGGGAGAUCGAUCCAGCUUUAUUACAACACGAAAAUUACGAAUUGGUACGACAAAUGAGUAAAUGUGGGCCCUACUCCGUUGACGAGGAUGAGAACAAUACAGAAAACAAGGGAGAAAUAACGGCACAGACUCGCACAAUGUCUGAAACGAAUUCAACGUCAAGCCGUAGCAGCUCCUUAUCUUCGGAACAAGAGAACAUACGACCUCCUCUGCAGCGUAUGACACCCAUUUCUCCACCGGUCUCACCUCAGGUGCUUCCAGAGAACAGCGGGCGAUGCGUACGCAUCUACAAGAUCCCACAAAGCAACCUGAGUGCUGGGGCCUAUCAAAGACAGUCCGUUUCUGCAGAUCAAGUCGUUACUUCUUACUUUUCGGAUAGACCAAACAGCAUACGGCAAAGAUUAGCAGAGUUAAGAUUGGACAGCAAAUCAAGAGGCGGAGGCGACGACGAGACUAUGUAAAUAUUAAACUAACGCGACAUACGUCAUAGGAUCGCCUGGAAGAAAGUAGACAGGAGAAAACGAAAAUUGAAGAUCAUUCUAGAAAAAAAUACCGCACUAACGUGUGGCUGUACAAAAAGUCAGUACCUGCACCAAAAUGAAUGUUGAUUAAUUUUAAAGGAGAUGUAGUUAGAUAUCGAAUCUGGUGCACAAUUUUGACGUAUAAAUUUACAAAUUAUAAAAAUUAAUUAUUC